GCAGCCCGGCUCACUCCUGCCUACCCCUGCCCCUCACCUCCCUCACUCCCUCCACCUUAGUCCUCCACUAUGGGACCCGCUUCAGGGCCCCAGCUGCUGCUGCUGCUGCUGCUGGCUGGCUCCCACUUGGCUCUGGGGAGUCCCAUGUAUUCUAUCAUCACCCCCAACGUCCUGCGGCUGGAGAGCGAAGAGACGAUCGUGCUGGAGGCCCAUGAGGCACAGAACGACGUCCCAGUCACAGUCACUGUGCACGAUUUCCCAAAGAAGCAGGUGCUGACCAGCGAGAAGACAGUGCUGACAGGCGCCAGUAGACACCUGGGCACCGUCACAAUCAAGAUUCCCGCCAGUAAGGAGUUCCAGACAAAUAAGGGUCAAAAGUAUGUGACAGUGGUGGCGAGCUUCGGACCAACGGUGGUGGAGAAAGUAGUGCUGGUGAGCUUCCAGAGUGGGUACCUCUUCAUCCAGACAGACAAGACCAUCUACACCCCAGGCUCCACAGUCCUCUAUCGGAUCUUCACUGUAGACAACACGCUACUGCCCGUGGCCCGGACGGUUGUCAUCACCAUUGAGACCCCCGAUGGCGUGACCAUCAAGAGAGACACUCUGUCUUCUCAAAACCAGUAUGGCAUCUUACCCUUGUCUUGGAACAUUCCAGAACUGGUCAACAUGGGACAGUGGAAGAUCCGAGCCUUCUACGAGCACUCACCACAGCAGACCUUCACCGCGCAGUUUGAGGUGAAGGAGUACGUGCUGCCCAGUUUCGAGGUCCUGGUGAACCCUGCAAAGCCAUUUUAUUACAUCGACGACCCAAAGGGCCUGGAAGUUUCCAUCUCAGCCAGGUUCCUGUACGGGAGGAACGUGGACGGGAUGGCCUUCGUGAUCUUUGGGGUCCAGGAUGGCGACAAGAAGUUUUCUCUGUCCCAGUCCCUGCAGCGUGUGGAGAUCGAUAACGGUUUUGGGGAGGCAGUGCUGAAACGACAGAUACUGCUGGAUGGGGUACAGCCCCCCAACGCUGAUGCCCUGGUGGGGAAGUCCCUGUACGUCUCCGUCACCGUCAUCCUGCACUCAGGCAGUGACAUGGUGGAGGCAGAGCGCAGCGGGAUCGCGAUUGUCACCUCCCCCUACGAGAUCCACUUCACCAAGACACCCAAAUUCUUCAAGCCAGCCAUGCCCUUCGACAUCAAGGUGUUUGUGACCAACCCUGAUGGCUCUCCAGCCCCUCGAGUGCCAGUUGUCAUUGAAGGAUCUGAUGCACAGGCUGUCACCCAAGAUGAUGGUGUGGCGAGGCUGAGUGUCAACACUCCCAACAACCGCAAUAAACUGACCAUCAAGGUACGCACUAAGGACAGUGAUAUCCUGGACGCACGACAAGCAACCAACACCAUGACGGCACAGCCCUAUGGCACUAUGCACAACUCCAACAACUACCUGCAUCUGUCAGUGUCUCGUGAAGAGCUCAAACCAGGGGACAACCUCAAAGUCAACUUCCACCUUCGCACAGACCCCGGCCAAGAAGCCAAGAUCCGCUACUACACCUACCUGAUUAUGAACAAAGGGAAGCUACUGAAGGUGGGCCGCCAGGUUCGGGAGCCUGGCCAGGACCUGGUGGUCUUGGCCCUGCCUAUCACCCCAGAUUUCAUUCCUUCCUUCCGCCUGGUGGCUUACUACACCCUGAUUGGAGCCAAUGGCCAGAGGGAGGUGGUGGCAGACUCUGUGUGGGUGGACGUAAAGGAUUCCUGUGUAGGCACGCUGGUGGUAAAGGGUGACCCGAGAGAUAACCGACAGCCGGCACCUGGGCAGCAAACGACCCUCAGGAUCGAGGGAAACCAGGGGGCCCGAGUUGGCCUGGUGGCCGUGGACAAGGGCGUGUUUGUGCUGAACAAGAAGAACAAACUCACACAGAGCAAGAUCUGGGAUGUGGUAGAGAAGGCAGACAUCGGCUGCACCCCAGGCAGUGGAAAGGACUAUGCGGGUGUCUUCGCGGAUGCCGGCCUGGCCUUCAAAACAAAUCAAGGCCUGCAGACUGAGCAGAGAACGAAUUCAGAGUGCAUCAAGCCAGCUGCCCGCCGCCGUCGCUCAGUACAGCUGAUGGAGAAGAGGAUGGACAAAGCGGGUCAGUACAAGGACAAGGGUCUGCGGAAGUGUUGUGAGGACGGCAUGCGCGAUAUCCCUAUGAAGUUCAGCUGCCAGCGCCGGGCACACUUCAUCAGCCAGGGGGAGAGCUGUGUGAAAGCUUUCUUAGACUGCUGUAAAUACAUCACCGCGCUCCGUGAGAAGCACCAGCGAGGCCAAGUGCUGGGCCUGGCCAGGAGUGACAUGGAUGAGGACAUAAUUCCCGAAGAAGAUAUUGUCUCCCGAAGCCAAUUUCCAGAGAGCUGGUUGUGGACCAUAGAGGAGCUGAAGGAACCCGAAAAGAAUGGAAUCUCCACGAAGGUCAUGAACAUCUUUCUCAAAGACUCCAUCACCACCUGGGAGAUUCUGGCAGUGAGCUUGUCAGAUAAGAAAGGAAUCUGUGUGGCGGACCCCUAUGAGAUCACAGUGAUGCAGGAUUUCUUCAUUGACCUGAGGCUGCCCUACUCCGUGGUGCGCAAUGAGCAGGUGGAGAUCAGAGCCGUGCUCUUCAACUACCGUGACAACGACAAGCUUAAGGUGAGGGUAGAACUGUUAUACAACCCAGCCUUCUGCAGCCUGGCCACCGCCAAGAAACGCUACUACCAGAUCAUUGAAAUCCCUGCCAAGUCCUCUGUGGCAGUGCCUUACGUCAUUGUCCCCUUGAAGAUCGGCCUCCAGGAGGUGGAGGUCAAGGCUGCUGUUUUUGGCCAGUUCAUCAGUGAUGGUGUCAAGAAGACCCUGAAGGUCGUGCCGGAAGGCAUCCGAGUCAACAAGACCAUUAUUACCCGUACACUGAAUCCAGAGAAGUUUGGCAAAGAGGGAGUGCAGAGGGAGGAUGUGCCCGCUGCAGACCUCAGUGACCAAGUGCCGGACACGGACUCUGAGACCAGAAUUCUCCUGCAAGGGACCCCAGUGGCUCAGAUGGUUGAGGACUCCGUGGACGCAGAGCGGCUGAAACACCUGAUCGUGACCCCCUCAGGCUGCGGGGAGCAGAACAUGAUUGGCAUGACACCCACAGUCAUUGCCGUGCACUACGUAGACCAGACAGAGCAGUGGGAGAAGUUCGGCCUGCAGAAGAGGCAGGAGUCUCUGGAGCUCAUCAAGAAAGGGUACACCCAGCAACUGGUCUUCAAACAGCCCAGUUUUGCCUACGCUGCCUUCAAGAACCGGGCACCCAGCACCUGGCUCACAGCCUACGUGGUCAAGGUCUUCUCUCUGGCUGCCAACCUCAUCGCCAUCGACUCUCAGGUCCUGUGUGGGGCUGUUAAAUGGCUGAUUCUGGAGAAACAGAAGCCGGAUGGUGUCUUUCAGGAGGACGGACCCGUGAUUCACCAAGAAAUGAUUGGUGGAUUCCGGAACACCAAGGAGGCCGAUGUGUCCCUCACGGCCUUCGUCCUCAUAGCACUUCAGGAAGCCCGAGAAAUCUGUGAGGGGCAGAUCAACAGCCUGCCCGGGAGCAUUAACAAGGCAGGGGAGUACAUCGAAGCCAGUUACCUGAACCUGCAGAGACCAUACACAGUGGCCAUUGCUGGGUAUGCCCUGGCCCUGAUGGGGAAACUGGAGGAGCCUUACCUCAGCAAGUUUCUGAACACAGCCAAAGAUCGGAACCGCUGGGAAGAGCCCGGCCAGCAUCUCUACAAUGUGGAGGCCACGUCCUAUGCCCUCCUGGCCCUGCUGCUGCUGAAAGACUUCGACUCUGUGCCUCCUGUGGUCCGCUGGCUCAAUGAGCAAAGAUACUACGGGGGCGGCUACGGCUCCACACAGGCCACCUUCAUGGUAUUCCAAGCCUUGGCCCAAUACCAAACAGACGUCCCUGACCACAAGGAGUUGAACAUGGACGUGUCCUUCCACCUUCCCAGCCGCAGCGCCCCAACUAAGUUCCGUCUGUCCUGGGAAACCGGCAGCCUCCUACGAUCAGAAGAGACCAAGCAAAAUGAGGCCUUCUCUCUAACAGCUAAAGGAAAAGGCGAAGGCACAUUGUCGGUAGUGACAGUGUAUCAUGCCCAAGUCAAAAAAGACAAAAUUGCCUGCAAGAAGUUCGACCUCAGGGUCACUAUAGCACCAGCCCCUGACACGGCCAAGAAGCCCGCAGAGGCCAAGAGAACCAUGACCCUUAGCAUCUGCACCAGGUACCGGGGAGAUGUGGAUGCAACCAUGUCCAUCCUGGACAUCUCCAUGAUGACUGGAUUUGUUCCAGACACGAACGACCUGGAACGGCUGAGCACAGGAGUGGACAGAUACAUCUCCAAGUACGAGAUGAACUCAGCCUUCUCUACCAAGAACACCCUCAUCAUGUACCUCGAAAAGAUCUCACACUCCGAAGAAGAAUGUCUAUCCUUCAACGUUCACCAGUUCUUCAAUGUGGGACUUAUCCAGCCCGGGUCGGUCAAGGUCUACUCCUAUUACAACCUGGAGGAAUCGUGCACCCAGUUUUACCACAUGGAUAAGGAGAAUGGACUGCUGAGCAAGCUCUGCCACAAGGAAAUGUGCCGUUGUGCUGAGGAGAACUGCUUCAUGCAUCAGGCACAGGAGAAGGUCAGCCUGAACGACCGGCUGGAAAAGGCUUGCGAACCUGGAGUGGACUACGUGUACAGGGCCAGGCUAGCUGCUACGAAGCUGUCCAGUGCCUUCGAUGAGUACACCAUGACCAUCGAGCAGGUCAUCAAGUCAGGCUCAGAUGAGGUGCAGGUCGGGCAGGAACGCACGUUCAUCAGCCACAUCAAGUGUAGGCAAGCCCUGAAGCUGCAGGAUGGGAAGCAGUACCUCCUGUGGGGCCUGUCCUCCGACCUCUGGGGAGAGAAGCCCAACACCAGCUACAUCAUUGGGAAAGAUACUUGGGUGGAGCUCUGGCCCGAGGAUGAAGAAUGCCAGGAUGAGGAGAACCAGAAACAGUGUGAGAACCUCGGGGCUUUCACAGAGACCAUGGUGGUCUUCGGCUGCCCCAACUGACCACAGCCCAGCCCUCCAAUAAAGCUUCAGUUAUAUUUCA
Messenger RNA from Myodes glareolus (Bank vole), 5101 nucleotides. Lineage: Eukaryota; Metazoa; Chordata; Mammalia; Rodentia; Cricetidae. The record is from RefSeq and is a predicted model, not a curated record.